Messenger RNA from Coregonus clupeaformis (lake whitefish), 927 nucleotides. RefSeq names its product tyrosine-protein phosphatase non-receptor type substrate 1-like. Lineage: Eukaryota; Metazoa; Chordata; Actinopteri; Salmoniformes; Salmonidae. The record is from RefSeq and is a predicted model, not a curated record. Gene Ontology annotation, biological process: response to bacterium. The transcript has 6 exons.
AUGAUCACACUGAGUCUGUUACUGGCACUUCUUGUAGAGAUGGUUUUUGGUAUAUCAAGGACUUCUGCUGCACAAUCCUCGGAAAUUAAUCUUGUUACAGCCAAUGUUGGAGAGACAGUGACUUUGCAAUGCUUCUAUAAAGGCAACCUGGCACUGUACUUUAUGUGGUACAAGCAAACAAUGGGUGACAAUCCUUAAAUCGUAUCAACCUUUUACAAGUAUAACAAGAAUGCAACAUUUUACCAUGAGUUUAAGGGUAACACUCGCUUCUCAGUGCAAAGCGGUGAAGGAAUGAAUCCCCUAAAGAUAUCAGACGUUCAGCUCUCUGAUUCAGCCACAUAUUACUGUGGGAACUCUUAUGCCAACCAGGUGGAGUUUGGAGAAGGAGCCAUUCUCAUUGUGAAAGGAUCAGGGUCCAGAAACAUGUCUGUGCUCCAGCAGCCUGUAUCUGAGUCAGUCCAGCCAGGAGACUCUGUGACUCUGAACUGUACAAUACACACUGAGACCUGUGCAGGAGAACACAGUGUCUAUUGGUUCAGACAUGGCUCAGGAGAAUCCCGUCCAGGAAUCAUUUCCACCCAUGGAAACAGGAGUGAUCAGUGUGAGAAGAGCCCUGAGGCUGGGUCUCCCACACAGAGCUGUGUCUACAACCUCCCCAAGAGGAACCUCAGCCUCUCUGAUGCUGGGACUUACUACUGUGCUGUGGCCUCAUGUAGGGAGAUACUGCUUGGGAACGGGACCAAGCUGGACAUUCAAAGACGCCUCUCUCUGACUACAUGUCCAGCAGUCUCUUGUACGGAUGCAGGGGCCCAAGAUGCAGACAAUCUCCAUUACGUAGCUCUGAAUCUGAGAAACAAGAAGAACAGGUCUGGAAGACAGAGAAGCCAAAUGGAGGAAGAGACAGUGUAUGCUGGGAUCAGACAGUAG